Messenger RNA from Pseudopodoces humilis (Tibetan ground-tit), 1054 nucleotides. It is a transcript of the gene PTHLH, whose product is annotated as parathyroid hormone like hormone. Gene Ontology annotation, cellular component: extracellular region. The record is from RefSeq and is a predicted model, not a curated record. Gene Ontology annotation, biological process: bone mineralization. Gene Ontology annotation, molecular function: hormone activity. NCBI's taxonomy places the organism in Eukaryota, Metazoa, Chordata, Aves, Passeriformes, Paridae.
UUGGGAAGCGAUUGCUGAGAAGAGCAACCACUGUUUGCCAGGGUGAUCUCUGAGAGGCACAAUCAGCUGUAACUCAAAGAAAAGGUUUUAAGUCCCGGAGGAUACAAUGUUCGCUAAACUCUUCCAGCAGUGGAGGUUCGCAGUGUUCCUGCUGAGUUAUUCCGUGCCCUCCUACGGGAGAUCAGUAGAGGGGUUCAGCCGCAGACUCAAAAGAGCUGUAUCAGAGCACCAGCUACUGCAUGACAAGGGCAAGUCAAUCCAAGACUUACGAAGGAGAAUAUUCCUUCAAAAUUUAAUUGAAGGUGUCAACACUGCAGAGAUCCGUACAACAUCAGAGGUGUCACCUAACCCUAAACCUGCUACCAACACGAAGAACUACCCUGUCCGGUUUGGCAGUGAAGAUGAAGGCAGAUACCUAACUCAGGAGACAAACAAAUCACAGACCUACAAGGAGCAGCCCCUGAAGGUGUCAGGGAAGAAAAAGAAAGCAAAGCCUGGAAAACGUAAGGAACAAGAGAAAAAAAAGAGGCGAACCCGCUCAGCUUGGCUAAAUUCUGGCAUGUAUCGAGACGUCAUGACCGAGAGCCCACUUUUGGACAUCUCUGUUACUACACAUAAUCACACUUUAAGGAGGUGCUGACAUCUUCAGCAAGAGAUAUUUGGAGGACAUAUUGCAGUAUUCUGUAAUAGUGAAUAUAUGGGAAGUAUUAAAAUAUUUAUUACCUGUAAAUAUUGUAAAUGCUCAGAAUGAAACCUUUUUCCCCUCAUUGCUCUCUGAAACUGCACAUUUGGUUAUUGUGAAUUUUCCCUUUUUUUUUCUUUUUUUUUUUUUUUUGCUAAGGUUGAGACAAUUAUUGUCACAUUUACUAUAAUUUAUUUUGUUGACUGGUGUAUUUAUUUUGUGAACGUAUCUUGGUGCUGCUGACUUCCUAUAUUUUUUGUAAGAUAAUGCACUUUAGAUAUACAUAUUGAGUACAUUGAUAACUGACAUAAAAUGUUUCUGUUUUGUGGUUGAUUUCAAUGAAUGCCUAUAUAUGAUUGUUCAAACUGAUUU